AUGUUUGAUGUCUUACCCGAAGAUAUAACCGUCGAGGGCAAUGACAGAGGCUAUGUUUUUAUCCGAAAGAACUGUUCCUGUGCUUCAACAAUCCACAAGUAUUUGACAAACACUACGUUCACUGUGAGAGAGAAUGGUGGAUCUGUGUACGAUAUGGUGAUCAAUGCCUAUGGUGGGUUGGCCUUUUUGUCGAAUUCGAAUCGGGAAGCGAGGGUAGGGGGUGUGGUGUCGUUGAGGUUGUUUUGUGGUUGUUCGAGUGGGCUGUGGAAUUAUUUCUUGAGUUAUGUGAUGAGUGAUGGGGAUAGUGUCCAGUCCUUGGCGAGUAGGUUUGGGGUGAGUAUGGACAGUAUUGAGACGGUGAAUGGGAUUAGCAAUCCUGAUAAUGUCUCUGUUGGUGCACUAUACUAUAUACCACUCAAUUCAGUUCCUGGAGAGCCUUAUCCUAUAGAGAAUGAUGUUGCUCCAUCUCCUCCUCCAGAACCACCUGUUGACAACAUAGCAGUAAAUCAGGUGAAUCACAAGGCUCACGUCCCUUACAGAUGGAUCUUUGGGGGUUUAGGAGUUGGGCUGGCUCUGAUUAUUAUAGUUGUACUCAUUUUUGUUUCCUUGAGGUCAUCAACCCACUUCACUGAAGCCCUUGGAGGUCAUGGAAAAGAUUCAGAUGAUAAGAGUUCUCAGAAGUUCCAUAUUCUUCGAAACACAAGUUUCUGCUGUGCUUCAGGAAGGUAUAUCUGUUGCAAAUCAGGGGAUUGGAAACAGUCUAAUGGAGAAUCUAGUGACCGUCAAAUAAACAUUCCUAAAGUUAUAGGGACUGAUGUCUUUGAUGUGGAGAAGCCGGUGGUUUUCACAUAUGAAGAGAUGCUAUCUUCUACAGAUGGUUUCUCUGACUCCAAUCUUCUUGGCAAUGGAACAUAUGGCUCUGUGUAUUAUGGCCUCCUUCGCGACCAGGAAGUUGCAAUCAAAAGAAUGACUGCCACAAAAACUAAAGAGUUUUUGGCAGAGAUGAAAGUUCUCUGCAAG
Ilex paraguariensis (yerba mate) is the source of this 1020-nucleotide messenger RNA. NCBI's taxonomy places the organism in Eukaryota, Viridiplantae, Streptophyta, Magnoliopsida, Aquifoliales, Aquifoliaceae. The record is from the annotation of a GenBank genome assembly.